GCCAUCGCUUCGCCGCAGAGGAUGAGGAGAACCUGUACUCGCCAAGGACGGAUAAAGGAGGGGGCGGACAUCGUCGCACGGUUUCUCUUCUGUGCCUCGAAAAGCUGCACGUCUCACUCCCAUUAUUUAUGUAAGAAUUAUUCCAAUUAUUUAUAUAUAGACUGUUUUAUUUUUUUAACUGAGCAGUAAGGACGGAAAAUAUGGCGCAGCCCGACAACAAGAAAUUCUUCGAGAACCUGUCCGGAGCGGGAAAGGCGAUCGGGGUGCUCACGAGUGGCGGAGAUGCUCAAGGUAUGAAUGCUGCGGUUCGAGCAGUGGUCAGGAUGGGGAUCUAUGUGGGAGCCAAGGUGUACUUUGUCCACGAGGGGUACCAGGGCAUGGUGGAUGGAGGUGACAACAUCAAGGAGGCCUCAUGGGAAAGUGUGUCCAGCAUGCUGCAGGUGGGAGGUACGGUCAUUGGCAGCGCCCGUUGUAAAGAGUUCCGCGCCCGCGAGGGUCGUCUGAAGGCCGCCUACAACCUGGUGCAGCGCGGCAUCACCAACCUGUGUGUGAUUGGGGGCGAUGGCAGCCUGACGGGGGCCAACCUCUUCCGGGAGGAGUGGAGCAGCCUAUUGGAGGACCUGCUGCAGCAGGGGCUCAUCGACAGCGAGGCCGUGCAGAAGUACUCGGCCCUGCACAUCGUCGGCAUGGUUGGCUCCAUUGACAACGACUUCUGUGGCACCGACAUGACCAUUGGCACAGACUCUGCUCUGCACAGGAUCAUCGAGGUUGUGGACGCCAUCAUGACCACUGCCCAGAGCCAUCAGAGGACCUUUGUCCUGGAGGUCAUGGGAAGACAUUGCGGGUACCUGGCCCUGGUGAGCGCUCUGGCCUGCGGGGCCGACUGGGUCUUUAUACCUGAGAUGCCUCCUGAAGACGGCUGGGAGGAGCAGAUGUGUCAGAAGCUGUCGGAGUGUCGGUCCAGGGGUUCAAGGCUGAACAUUAUCCUAGUUGCCGAAGGAGCGAUCGACCGACAUGGGAAACCUAUAACCUCUAGCACUGUAAAGGAUCUCGUGGUUCGCUGUCUGGGAUUCGACACGCGGGUCACGAUCCUGGGUCACGUUCAAAGAGGUGGCACCCCCUCCGCGUUCGACCGCAUCCUGGCCAGCCGAAUGGGCGUGGAGGCCGUGCUGGCCUUGCUGGAGACUACUGCCAACACACCGGCCUGCGUCGUCUCUCUCUGCGGGAACCAGGCCGUGCGUCUGCCUCUGAUGGAGUGCGUGCAGAUGACGCAGGAGGUGCAGAAAGCCAUGGACGAGGGGAAGUUUGAAGAAGCAGUUAGGCUGAGGGGCAGGAGUUUCGAGAACAACCUGAACACUUACAAACUCCUUGCUCAUCGGAAACCGGAGUGCGAGCUUCCAAAGAGCUCCUUCAACGUGGCUGUGUUGAACGUGGGUGCCCCUGCUGCAGGCAUGAACGCUGCUGUGCGUGCUGCCGUCAGAGUGGGCAUCUCGGAAGGCCACACGAUGUUCGCCGUCAGCGAUGGGUUCGAGGGCUUCUACAAGGGCCAGAUAAAGGAGAUCAAGUGGGGUGACGUGGGCGGCUGGACUGGUCAGGGCGGAUCCCUUCUAGGAACGAAGCGAACACUUCCUGCCAAACACAUUGAUAAAAUCGCAGAACAAAUGAGAGCAAACAACAUUAAUGCACUGCUGGUCAUUGGUGGAUUUGAGGCUUACCUGGGAUUGCUGGACUUGUUAGCCGCCCGCGGGGAACACGAUGCACUCUGUGUCCCCAUGGUCAUGGUACCUGCCACCGUCUCCAACAAUAUACCGGGCUCAGACCUCAGCAUUGGCGCAGACACCGCUCUGAACGCCAUUACUGAUACGUGCGACCGCAUUAAGCAGUCAGCCAGUGGGACCAAACGCCGUGUCUUCAUCAUCGAGACCAUGGGGGGCUACUGCGGCUACUUGGCCAGCGUCGGGGGGCUUGCUGCGGGCGCUGAUGCUGCCUAUAUCUAUGAGGAGCCUUUCGACAUCCGUGACCUCCAGGCUAACGUGGAGCACUUGACAGAGAAGAUGAAGACCAGCAUCCAGAGAGGGCUGGUGCUGAGGAACGAGAACUCCAACGACAACUAUACAACAGACUUCAUCUACCAGCUGUAUUCAGAGGAGGGGCGAGGAGUGUUUGACUGCAGGAAGAAUGUUCUGGGUCACAUGCAGCAGGGAGGGGCCCCAUCCCCAUUCGACAGAAACUUUGGCACAAAGAUCGCAGCCAAAGCCAUGCAGUGGAUCUCUAAGAAGUUGAAGGAGUCCUACAGACAGGAUGAAGGGAGAGUGUUUGCUAACACAGAGGACUCCUGCUGUCUGCUGGGAAUGCGGCGCCGUGCUCUUGUCUUCCAGCCUGUAGUGCAGCUAAAGGACCAGACAGACUUUGUACACCGGAUCCCGAAGGAACAAUGGUGGCUGAAGCUGCGGCCCCUAAUGAAAAUUCUUGCCAAGUACAAGACCAGUUACGAUGUGUCCGACUCUGGCCAGCUGGAGCAUGUGGUGCGCAACCGCCCCAAAGAGGCCGACACGUCAACUCUGUGAAUCGCUGCACUCCCCUGCGGGCAACAUGGGUAGCAGUUCUCACGCAGCUUCUUCCCCACACUCCUUUUACGUACCAGAACAUUGUUGCAUCCUUACGAAACUAACCUGCCUGCCUCGUGGACAGGUCAGCAUUGGAAAAGAACCCAAAGUAGAGCUGGAGUGAAUCAGCUGAAAUGCUGGACUUUGACAUGUCUCGUUGUUACAGUUGGCCUGGAUAGCAGACAUCCUGUUAUGUCUUGUCACUUGUUUUUUGUAUUCCCUUUGUAUUUGCAUUUUGUGUCAAUCCUGAGGUUUGUGCAUCACACUUCAGACUGUAGGUUGUGUAGUUCUCCUGCUAUAAAGGUAAU
Molecule: messenger RNA, 2914 nt
Organism: Scleropages formosus (Asian bonytongue)
Lineage: Eukaryota; Metazoa; Chordata; Actinopteri; Osteoglossiformes; Osteoglossidae
Product: ATP-dependent 6-phosphofructokinase, platelet type-like
Exons: 23
Coding region: 201-2567 (788 amino acids)
Biological process (GO): fructose 1,6-bisphosphate metabolic process; canonical glycolysis; fructose 6-phosphate metabolic process
Cellular component (GO): cytoplasm; 6-phosphofructokinase complex; membrane
Molecular function (GO): ATP binding; identical protein binding; AMP binding
Source: RefSeq, a predicted model, not a curated record